AUCGCGUGCCGAGUGGCGUGCGAAAUACUAACUCUAGUCCCGGGUCCGCGAUCGAACCCUUGAAAACAAAAAUGUACGCCCUGCGAGUGGCUGUUCUCCUGGCAGCCUGCGUGUCCUUGGCCUCCGCCGGAACUCGCCAACUGGAUGUGGAGGUCCAGCCGCCGGUCACUUUGGCCACCGAGCUGGCAGACUACCGUCUUUCGGAACACAUCUCGCCUGUGAGUUACAACAUUAGCCUGAGACCCUAUCUUCUGGAGAGCGAUGCCACCAAGAAAUUUACAUUCGAUGGCGAAGUAUGGAUCGAGAUUUAUCCGAGUGAGACCACCUCUUCCGUGCACCUGCACUCGAAGAAUCUCACCUAUUCGCUCAGCGAGUACUGGCAGAAGCCAGCGACCGGAGUGGCCGCCCCGACUCCAACCAGAUUCGGUGCCAACCAGACCAACGAUGAUACGGAUAUUGUGAAGCUCACGGCUCCCACCGCCUUGACGGCCCAGACGACAUAUAUCCUGCAUUUCGUGUACACCGGUCUGAUGCAGGACGAUAUGCACGGCUUCUACCGCAGCUCCUAUGUGGACGAUAACAAUGUGACCAAGUGGCUGGGCUCCACCCAGUUCCAGACCAACCACGCCCGCCGCGCCUUCCCCAGCUUCGAUGAGCCCCAGUUCAAGGCCACGUUCGAUGUCACCCUGAAGCGCCACAGGACCUUCAACUCGGCCAGUAACACCAGGCUGAUCGCUUCCUAUCCCAGUGAUGAAGAGGGUUACUAUACGGAUGUGUACAAGACGACACCCAAGAUGUCCACCUAUCUGCUGGCCUUCAUCAUUUCCGAGUUUGUGGCCCGCAAGGACGACAACUUCGGAGUUUUCGCCCGCCCAGAGUACUAUGCCCAGACGCAGUAUCCCUACAAUGUGGGUGUCCAGAUCCUGAAGGAGAUGGGUGACUAUUUGGACAAGGACUACUACUCCAUGGGCAACGACAAGAUGGACAUGGCCGCCAUUCCCGACUUCUCGGCCGGAGCAAUGGAGAACUGGGGUCUGCUGACCUACAGGGAGCGCAGUCUGCUGGUGGACGACUCGGCAACCACUCUGGCCUCCCGCCAGUCCAUCGCUGCCGUGGUGGCCCACGAACAGGCGCACAUGUGGUUCGGCGAUCUGGUGACCUGCAAGUGGUGGAGCUACACCUGGCUGAACGAGGGAUUCGCUAGGUAUUUCCAGUACUUCGGCACCGCCAUGGUGGAGAAGGAUUGGGAACUGGAGAAGCAGUUCGUCGUGGAUCAGGUUCAAUCCGUGAUGGCCAUGGACUCGACCAAUGCCACCAAUCCGCUGAGCGAUGAGAACACUUAUACUCCAGCCCACUUGAGCCGCAUGUUCAACAGCAUCUCGUACAACAAGGGAGCCUCCUUCAUCCGCAUGAUCAAGCACACCAUGGGAGAAGAGUUCUUCAGGACGGCCCUGCAGGAUUACCUUAAGAAAUACGAGUAUCAGCCAUCGGUGCCCGAGUAUCUUUUGGGUGCCUGGCAGGCCAAGUGGCCCAACAGCAGCUACAACGACAGCUCCGAGGCGAUCUUCAAGAGCUUCACCACCCAGGUGGGCUACCCCCUGAUCAACGCCGAACUGGCCAGCGAUGGCCUAUCCGUUCGCUUCACCCAGAAGCGUUUCCUGCUGAAGGAGAACGACGGAGCCGACGCGGAUCUGAAAUACACUGUGCCCAUUUCCUAUACCACCAGUGAGACGACCACUAAAUUCGCCAACUCCACGCCCAAGUUUAUCCUGAAGCCAGACGUGGCCACUACUGUGUCCUUCACCCCGGCCAUCAAGUGGAUUGUGGCCAAUGUCCAGCAGACUGGAUACUACCGAGUCAACUACACUGAGAGCAACUGGCAUGCCAUCCACCAAGUUCUGAAUACCGCCGAUUGGGGCGGUGUGCACGAGAACAACCGCGCCCAGAUUGUGGACGAUCUGUUCAAUCUGGCCAGGGCCGGGAACAUUACGUACAACCUGACUCUGGACGUGAUCGAGUAUCUGGAGACGGAGACCAACUACAUUCCCUGGACGUCGGCCUUUAAUGGAUUUAGUUAUUUGACCAUUCGCCUGGGCAAUGACACUUCCGACUUCGGCACCUACAUCCAGUCACUGACCAACAAGGCCUACAACCAGCUGGGAUUCAAUGAGACCUCCAGCGACACGGCCCUGGACAUCUAUCUGCGCACCAAGAUCCUCUCCUGGGCCUGUCGCUACGGCAGUGCCGAUUGCAUCAGCAAGGCCAAGGGCUACUUCCAGUCGCUGACCACCGUGCCCAAGAACAUUCGGGCCACCGUCUACUGUGUGGGUCUGCGGGAGGGUGGAGCCACUGAGUUCCAGGCUCUGUACGACAAGUUCAAGGCCGAGACCGUGGCCACCGAGGAGACCCUGCUGCAGAACUCCUUUGGAUGUGUGAAGACCCAGGCUCUGAUCGAGAAGGUGUUCGACCUGAUCCUCAGCGACGAGAUCCGCAAGCAGGACAAGUCCUCCGUGCUGUCCACUCUCUACACUGAGAACAACGAGAAUGUGAGCCCGGUGUUUGCCCUGGUCACCCAGAAGUACGAGCAGUUGGCCGAUGCCAUGGGCGGCUAUUCCGCGGUGGCCACUGUGAUCUCCAACAUUGCUGCCCGUUUCACCACCCAGCAGCAGUUGACCGAUCUGCAGAACUUCAACAGGAACUAUGGCUCCAAGUUCGGCACCUCGCAGGCCACCUUGACCUCCGCGGAGGAGACUGUGCAGGAGAACCUGAAUUGGGCGGCCGCCAAAUUGGGCGUUUUCCGUAGCUAUCUGGCCAACUAUCGCAGUGGAAGUGCCAUGGUCAACGCCUUCAGUGCCAUCAGUCUGCUUUUGGUGUCCCUGGUCACCAUGCUGCGCCAUUAGGCCUGGAUCAACCCACUCGGGGACAGGUGCAAUCGGGUCACGAGUACUCUUUUAGGCCAUAAAGUAUUUUGUACGCUUAGAGCACCCAAUAAACUAACACACUUUGUAGAUAA
This is a messenger RNA of Drosophila rhopaloa, 3013 nucleotides long. Its product is annotated as membrane alanyl aminopeptidase. NCBI's taxonomy places the organism in Eukaryota, Metazoa, Arthropoda, Insecta, Diptera, Drosophilidae. Gene Ontology annotation, biological process: peptide catabolic process; proteolysis. Gene Ontology annotation, molecular function: peptide binding; zinc ion binding; metalloaminopeptidase activity. The transcript is spliced from 5 exons. Bases 72 to 2900 code for a protein of 942 amino acids. The record is from RefSeq and is a predicted model, not a curated record. Gene Ontology annotation, cellular component: cytoplasm.